CAGCUGGAGGCACGCUGGUUGGGAAACUCCAAUCUAGGCAUUGGUUUCAAAUCCAACAGUUGCAAAAUUAUAACACUUGUGGCUGUCUGUGCAUGCUGGGAGUUGUAGUUGCAACAGACACAGUUGGGAGACUCUGGUGUUCAGGGGGGUGCCCCAUAGAUGCGGCUCCCAUGCUCGUCUCCCCCAUUCACAUCUAUGGACUGUAAUGGAAGUGUCCUUGAGGUGUCCUCGCUGGUUAGGUCCCACCUCAGGAACCCACACCUAUGUGGAAAAUGCAGUGACAGAGCAUCAUUUCCAUAUCACACUGGAGCAAAGACCCAGCCCCUCGUCCCCACAGUGUCCUGAUAUGAAUGGAUAUAUCUACUACAUACACAUGAAGUAUGACCACAUCCCCGGACUACCAAGAGACAGCUUUUUCUUUGGGCAUUUACCUUCCAUGCUGAGGGUCAUUGAAAACAAUGGACUAGUACAUGAUCUCUUUCUGGAAUGGUUUAUGGGUAAUGGUCUCGUGACAGACCAAGACAACGAUCAUUGGAGUAUGCAAAGGAAAGUGAUAGAUCCUUCUUUUAAGAAAGAUUGCCUGAUAGAAUUUAUGGAGACUUUCAAUGAAAAAGCAGAAGAGCUGGAGGAACAACUGUCUUGUCAUAUAGAUAGAGAAUGUCAGGUUGCAAUGCACGAAAUGUUGAGAAGAGUCACACUGAAUGUAAUUGCCAAGGUUUAUGGGUAA
Hyla sarda is the source of this 727-nucleotide messenger RNA. RefSeq names its product cholesterol 24-hydroxylase-like. Gene Ontology annotation, molecular function: cholesterol 24-hydroxylase activity; heme binding; iron ion binding. NCBI's taxonomy places the organism in Eukaryota, Metazoa, Chordata, Amphibia, Anura, Hylidae. The transcript has 7 exons. The coding region runs from base 206 to 727 and encodes 173 amino acids. Gene Ontology annotation, biological process: cholesterol catabolic process. The record is from RefSeq and is a predicted model, not a curated record.